Messenger RNA from Plenodomus lingam JN3, 1347 nucleotides. RefSeq lists its product as uncharacterized. Lineage: Eukaryota; Fungi; Ascomycota; Dothideomycetes; Pleosporales; Leptosphaeriaceae. The record is from RefSeq and is a predicted model, not a curated record.
AUGAUUAAUCUACGCUCCGUCGUUUUGAUGGGAAUAUCCUACGUUGUGAUACCACGCCUCACUUUCCUGCCGCAAAACAUCCAUUCCAUCCUCAUCAUCUUCGGGCCCUUCAUUCUACCCCGCGCUUUCGACUUGUUCACGACAGCCAGGGCGACUGAUCACCGUGCGCAUGCGCCUGUACGACCGGUUCCACAAAGAGUCAAGCAUGCACUGAACCUGUUGUUCUUGAGCGCAUGUCUCUUCUUCGUCUUGUCCUUUGCACGCUUCGCGCCUGAGAACAUCUUCCUACAGACACGAAGCCAUAUAAGGACAGAGACGAGCGUAUUGUUUGCACGACUCCGCCAUCUGCGACCGCUUACCGCCGACGACGAAGCGCUACGCGUCAAAUUCAAUUAUGCUCGCAACAAGCUGUUGUACCUUACCUAUGGACCAGAUUCGGUGCUGAACUGCAUCUGGUGUGCAGAUGCCAAUGAGGACGACCAGCUGUACUACUUCCUCUACACACUGCCAGCCAUCCUCACGCCACAUAUAUUCCAACUUGGUGCACUCGGUCUAGCGACCUCUUCACUUGUCGGAGCCGAAGGGUCGCGGUUUCGCACGCAUGCCAUUGUCGUUGGCCUGGUCAUGCUUUUGUGCGAGUGUUCGUACAUGGGGCUCUACGAUCUCCAAGCCAACAAGCGGGCAAUUACCACGAAAGAGUUAGAUUUUGCCUUUUGGCGCGUGCGGUUCCUACGCUACAUGGCCUUCGCACUUGUAGAUCUUGCAUUUGCGCUCCUCCUCUGGGUCACGAGUACGAAUCGAUGGCUUGCAAAGCCCAUUUCUGUGGCCGAACGCCUCGAACUAGCGACCAAACAAUCCGAGGACACACUGAACAAACUACGCGCACUUGGUCUGCUCAGCAACUCGGUGAAUCGCGAUGCAACAUUGCGAGGCGUGCGGGAGGAGUACUGGCGGACAGAAGGACAAGUCAUGGCAGAAACGAUCCAGGACGAGGCCGUGGCCGAGCAGAUCAACGCUGCGAUUAGCAAAAUGGACUUUAGCUCGCUACAAGGACGGGUCGGGGAAGUUGCAGAUGGCAUUCUCAGAGGCAUCGAUGGCCUUCGAUCAUCUCAGAUGAUGCCUGAGCGUGAACCGACGAAACCUGCCAUCGUCGUACCGCAGGCCAUGCCCAAGCCCACCAUUGUGUUUUGCGCGAGCAACUCCAAUGAGCACCACCGUUGCACCAAUGAGUUCCAGCAUCGCAAUCAUGUGCUUGAACUUGACAUGACCGUCACCGAAUCGUACAGCAUGUAUGAUGGUCGACAUUGGCUUCCCCAUGACUCUUACGGCGGCAAAGUCGUACACUGA